AUGAAAGUCGCUUUCUUGAUCCAAGAGUUCAUGCGUGCUUUCAAGGAAGAGAUGGAGAUAACCGAGAAGCUGGAGAAAAUUAAGAAGGCUAUUGAAGGGUCUGUUGAUGUUUGGACCUUGUGGGGAGCUGUGAACUUAGACACCGUCUAUGUUAAAGUUAGUAAGCUGAUACCGAAGUUAGGGUUUGUAUCAGAGGAUGCUGAAAGGCUUGUGGAUUCGUUUAGCGGUGGAUAG
Messenger RNA from Eruca vesicaria subsp. sativa (arugula), 234 nucleotides. NCBI's taxonomy places the organism in Eukaryota, Viridiplantae, Streptophyta, Magnoliopsida, Brassicales, Brassicaceae. The record is from the annotation of a GenBank genome assembly.